Messenger RNA from Cladophialophora psammophila CBS 110553, 1431 nucleotides. RefSeq lists its product as uncharacterized. The transcript has 2 exons. Gene Ontology annotation, molecular function: pyruvate dehydrogenase (acetyl-transferring) kinase activity. Gene Ontology annotation, cellular component: mitochondrion. NCBI's taxonomy places the organism in Eukaryota, Fungi, Ascomycota, Eurotiomycetes, Chaetothyriales, Herpotrichiellaceae. The coding region runs from base 1 to 1431 and encodes 476 amino acids. The record is from RefSeq and is a predicted model, not a curated record. Gene Ontology annotation, biological process: protein phosphorylation; regulation of glucose metabolic process.
AUGCUGAAAACUGCUCUGCGUCGGCGGGCUCUUCCCCCAUCAUUCCUCCAGCGACGAUGGGCAACACAGGGUACAGAAGAACCAUUUCCUCCCGAUAUCAAUGAGUGGUCUCAUCCCCCUUCGAAUGCCACCAUCUCAGACGAAGAAAUACAGAGACUAGCGGCACAGCCUCGCCGGCCUCUAACUCUAGCAGAUCUAGUCAGACAUGGCAAACCUCCCUUACGAGAUUCUGCUCUCCUCUCCUCCGCAAACUUCACCUUAUCCCUUCUUCCGGCGCGCCUCGCUCAUCGCAUUCAAGCUCUUCGAAACCUCCCCUUCAUCGUGGUGUCCAACCCAAAUGUCUCCAAGAUAUACAACAAUUACCUCCAUUCUCUCUCCACCCUAGAACCUUUCUACAAGAAACCUAUUGAGACCAUUGAGGAAGAGAUGAAGUUCACAGAAGCCAUGGCCGAUCUUGUCCGGACCCAUUCAAACACCAUCCCGGUCCUUGCACAGGGGUUUCUUCAAUGUAGGAAAUACGUGGAUGCUGCCGAAGUCACUCGGUUUCUCGACCAACAUCUUCGCGCAAGGAUAGGUACCAGACUCGUUGCAGAACAACAUCUGGCCCUGCACAUGGCUUCGACGGGAGACGCGGCCAAGCAGAAACCCGACCCAACUCACGUCGGCGUAAUCGACCUCGCGCUCCGCCCCGCAGACAUCGUCCGCCGAUGCGAAGGGUUCGUCAACGAGGUCUGUGAGUACAAAUACGGCGUUCGCCCCUCAUUGAUCAUCAACGGAGACCGAGAUGCAGAAUUUGCACACAUCCCCAUGCACCUGGAAUACAUCAUUACGGAACUCUUGAAAAAUGCAUUCCGUGCCACGAUUGAGAGCGGCAACGAGAAGGAACCCAUCGAAGUCACAAUUGCAUCCGCUCCCGACGUGCAGACCACGAAGCUCGAGUCCCUCAAGAAGCUGUCUGUAAGCAAAGACAAUGCGUAUGAUUUUUCCCAGGAGGGGCUCGACGAGUACUGCUCUGCAUCUGAUGAAGAUGUUCUUGGUCCCCUCAACUCGGUCGCCCCCUGCAUUACCUUGCGCAUUCGUGAUCGAGGAGGCGGCAUCCCACCCGAAGCCUUGCCCAACAUCUGGUCAUACAGCUUUACCACUUUCAACAACGAGGAAGCCGCCGCAGCGGCCAAUGUCGGCAGCGACGGCUCCGAGGGCUUAAGUGUCAUCUCAAACAGUGGAACGAAUCAGUCUUCCAUUGCCGGGUUAGGAUAUGGACUACCCUUGGGACGUGCUUACGCCGAGUACUUUGGCGGUGGAAUCGCCGUGCAGAGCAUGUAUGGUUGGGGCACGGAUGUCUACUUGACGUUGCAGGGGAUUGGGAAUACAAAGGAUUUGAAAGACGCACCCAACGGGUUGGAAGAGUUGGAGAGGAAGAAAAGCGAUUAG